Messenger RNA from Cucurbita maxima (winter squash), 1571 nucleotides. Its product is annotated as SH3 domain-containing protein 3. The coding region runs from base 239 to 1285 and encodes 348 amino acids. The transcript is spliced from 10 exons. Gene Ontology annotation, molecular function: protein binding. Lineage: Eukaryota; Viridiplantae; Streptophyta; Magnoliopsida; Cucurbitales; Cucurbitaceae. The record is from RefSeq and is a predicted model, not a curated record.
ACGGCUAGGGAGGAGGGGACACGCUAUUAUUGUACGUACUGGUUCCAGCAGAUCAAAGCUCAGUAGGAUCAAGCUUAAGGGAGCCAGGUCCAAAGCUAGCUGGUGGAGGGCUCGCAGAUCUUUGACGAGCGACGAAUUACUGAGUUUUGAACUCAUCAUUGCCACAGCUAUUGACGUUUUUCCAGUUAAUUUUAAUCGCUCUUGAUUCCUAGACGGUCAGACGCCGUGGAAUUUCGCCAUGGAUGCGCUCAGAAAGCAAGCUAGCAAGUUCAAGGUUCAAGUUGCAAAGCAACAGCAGGCUGUAAUAAAGCAAUUUGGUGGGACCGGCUAUGAGAGUUCAGAUGUGAUGGUGAUAGAUGAGGCUGAAAUGCAGAGGCAUCAGCAACUGGAGAAACUCUAUAGAUCAACUCGUGCAGGAAGGGAAUUCCAAAAGGAUAUUGUUAAAGCAGGAGAAGUAUUUACAGCCAUAGGAUAUAGGCAUAUUGAGACAGGUAACAAGUUAUCUGAGGAUUGUUGCAACUAUGGAGCUAAUAAUAACAAUGAAAAUAUAUUAGCAAAAGCUUCAUCUAUAUAUGGCGAUGCUCGCAAGCAUGUGGAGAAGGAACAGGAGGACUUGAUCAAGCUUUUAUCUUCACAGAUUUUAGAUCCCUUGAGGGCAAUGAUUACUGGUCCUCCUCUAGAAGAUGCUCGAAAUCUUGCUCAACGUUAUAGCCGAAUGAGACAGGAAGCAGAAUCACUGGCAGCAGAGAUUUCCAGAAGACGAGCACGUGUUAGGGAAUUCUCUAACCCCGAAAAUGUUGCGAAGUUACAUGCUUCAGAAGCAAAGAUGCAGGAACUAAAAGCAAACAUGGCAGUUCUUGGGAAGGAAGCUUCAGCUGCAUUAGCCGCUGUUGAAGCACAGCAGCAGAGACUUACUUUGCAGAGGCUAGUUGCUAUGGUUGAAGGUGAAAAGACAUACCAUCUUAGAGUAGCUGCUAUCCUCGGGGAGGUCGAAACAGAGAUGGUGACAGAGAAACAAAGAAAAGAGUCCGCUCCUCCUUUGAUCUCAUCAGAAAAUCACCCAGAGAAAUCAUCAUUCUUUUUGGCUGAAGCGGUGCAUUCUUUUAGUGCUGCAUCAGAGAAGGAACUGAGCUUGUCAGUUGGUGACUACGUUGUUGUGCGAAAGGUGAGUCCUUCAGGAUGGUCAGAAGGAGAAUGUAAAGGUAGAGCUGGUUGGUUUCCAUCAUCAUAUGUGGAGAAACGCCAGAGGAUUCCCACUAUGAACACUGUUCCUGAAGCGGUUUAAUCCACAUCUGAGUGCAUAUUCCAUAGUCGUCUUCAUUCAGGAUGGUAAGCAGUAUUGACCCAAUUGUCCACAUAUAUUGGGUUUUAAUAUCAAUUAAAUUUAUGUAUUCUUUUCUCAACAUCAUGGUUUAGAUGUGUACUUGUGUAUAGUUAUUCUUUUUUUUGGAAGAGAUGAUACCAUUGCAUGAACCAAUUAAAUUAGCGACAUCGAUUAAUUGAUGGUAACUUGCUGUGUAAUAUGUCUAUUGUUAUGUGGAGACCAAUAACUUAGGCACAUUUAGAAUUUA